This is a messenger RNA of Trichoderma reesei QM6a, 1202 nucleotides long. RefSeq lists its product as uncharacterized. The record is from RefSeq and is a predicted model, not a curated record. NCBI's taxonomy places the organism in Eukaryota, Fungi, Ascomycota, Sordariomycetes, Hypocreales, Hypocreaceae. The coding region runs from base 31 to 942 and encodes 303 amino acids. The transcript has 2 exons.
UUCUUGCGCCUUGCAAGAGUUUUUGACACGAUGCCCGGCAUGGAUCGUUACGCUGCGGAAAGCCGCCGUCUACAGUCAAUGUCGAUGCCAUUCCUCAAUGAGGAGCUCAUGAAGGGAACGCCCAGGUUCAGGGGCCAAGACCUGAGGGACCCUCGGCUUCGACGCAGCACACUAGAUCCAAAGGCGAUUGUGUUCGAGUCUCGACUUGGGGGCGGCUCUGACGGUUUCGUCUGGAAGGUCAGGUUUGGCGACGAGGGACCGUUUGCACUAAAAGUUUACUGGGACCAAGUGCCUCCACACGAGCCUGGUUCGUACUACUCAAUGCAGAGGGAGUGCCAAAACGCCGCCGUCUUCCAGAUGAUGGAGGCGUCCUUGGAUGUCGACCCAGUAUUGGUGUACGAACAGCCCUUGGGCAGGAAAGAGGCCAUAGAGAACUACUUCUCAUUCUGCGAGGAGAACUGCUACCCCAAUCUUAUACCCAACAGCGGCAAGCCGGUUGCCCUUCCAGGGGCCAAAUUCAUCUCGACAUUGCCACGCCUUACCAAGUGCUAUGGCUGGCUAAAGCUGCGCAAAGACCUCUGGUCUAGCCUCCCAGACGACAUGCAGGCUUCGCACGAGGAUCCCAACAAGGUCAAGAAGCUCAUGUCGAGUCAUUUGAACUGCAUCGGGGUCGUCUACGAGCUCAUCGAGGACGGUGAAAACGAUGCGGCCGCCAUCGCGGAACUGGACAGGUUCCUCUGGCAAGCCGGCUUUGCGUUUACGAUUACUCCGAAUCUGAAGGACUGGAAGAGCGGCAUCAUGAUCGACCAUGCCGGCAUUGUCCACGUCCGCGGAUACGGAUGGAACGAGGACGAUUACUUGAAGAGAUGCGUCUCGGAUAUGCUGGCGAAACUAGAUGACCAGACGAACAGCCAAGGCGAUGAGCCUCUUGGGGCCAAAUAGCUUUCGAUGAGCCUCGACAAAUUUUCAACAAUCAUCACGUAUCAAGAGUGCGUGACAGGAGCGUGAUUGGGCUGCUCCGUAUGCAUAAAAUGGGUUACGAGGGACAACUUCUUUUUCUGGGAUCAUGUACCGAUGGGAUAGACUACUUGGGACAAGGAUUUGGCUGUGUGCACCAGAUUGUGAUUGUACGGCACCAGUCAGCGCAAAAGGGAUUACUGUUUUUGAUAUGUAUCUGAAUCUGAUCUUUCAUGUUUUUUUUG